This is a messenger RNA of Sesamum indicum (sesame), 1317 nucleotides long. Its product is annotated as putative 2-carboxy-D-arabinitol-1-phosphatase. Gene Ontology annotation, molecular function: phosphatase activity. NCBI's taxonomy places the organism in Eukaryota, Viridiplantae, Streptophyta, Magnoliopsida, Lamiales, Pedaliaceae. The record is from RefSeq and is a predicted model, not a curated record.
ACCUGACUACGCUACGAAUUUCAGAUUGCCGAUUAAAAACCAAGGAACCAGCACCAUUACUUCACCCUCCAGAAAGGAUCAAGAUAUAAGUUGGAAAAAUCCUGACCAUGGAAUUGGAUACAGCCACACGAUCAACACCCCAGUCUUCCUCAUGAUAUUUUUUCAGCCAAUAUCUCCCGAUUUUCUUGAAAUGGGGUGCCCACAAGCUCCCUAAGCAUUAGCAGAAAACUGGACGAAGGAUAAAGCUUCCGCAAUGAGUUGUACUCUUGUGUUCAAUCCCUUCUUCUCCAAUUCCACCAUUAGAGAAUCAAGAAAACCUCCAAAUGCUCUUUCCUGCUCAAAUCCAUCUGUUCGAAUUCUCUGUUCAUCGUCCGCUCCAGAUCACUCCACCGCAACUGAGACAUCUGGAAACAAUGCUUCGUUGACUGGUGGCGCAUAUGAUUUUGAAAGAGCAACUACUUCACUUUCACACAAAUUGUUGUCUUCAUCAAAGAAGGUAACACUUGUACGACACGGUCUUAGCUCUUGGAACAAAGAAGGCAGGGUUCAGGGCAGCUCAAACCUGUCCAUCCUAACUGAAGCAGGUGUUGGACAAGCAGAAAGAUGCAGGGCAGCCUUAGUGGAUAUGCACUUUGACCAGUGUUUUUCGAGUCCAAUAACUCGUGCCAAGUCUACUGCUGAAAUUUUAUGGCAAGGGAGGGAGCAGCCUUUGGUUUAUCUUGACUCGCUAAAGGAGGCUCAUUUGUAUUUUCUUGAAGGCAUGAGAAAUGUGGAUGCCAGGGAGAAAUAUCCCAAGGAGUUUACACAAUGGAGAGAAGAUCCCUGUAAUUUUUGCGUUAAUGGCGUCUAUCCUGUAAGAAAACUGUGGGAGACAGCUCGAGAAGCUUGGUCGGAAAUUUUAUUCACACCGGGGGAGAAUUUCUUGGUUGUCACUCAUAAAUCAAUCUUGAGGGCGUUGAUCUGCACAGCUCUCGGACUGGGUCCAGAGAGGUUCCGUGCAAUCGACAUAAACAAUGGUGGAUUGUCUGUGUUUAGCUUUAAUAAACGUGGGGAGGCGAUGCUCAAAUCCUUGAAUAUGACUGCCCAUAUGUACACUGAUCACAGAUACCAUUACUGAGAUUGCAUGAGAUCAUGCUCUCUAACACAAAAACUACUGCUUGUCAUUUUGGAAAUGUUUUUGCAUUUAUACAGAAGCAGUGAAGUAUGAUGUUGGUUGAUAGAAAUUCUAAGGGUUAGCCAGAUCGAAACCAACUAUAUCACAUUUGUUAUAUAAUUAGUUUGAUUUGACUAAAUUUAAUUUGACUAAGAAUUUUUGAU